This is a messenger RNA of Manihot esculenta (cassava), 2060 nucleotides long. Its product is annotated as leucine aminopeptidase 1. Gene Ontology annotation, molecular function: metalloaminopeptidase activity; manganese ion binding. The transcript has 10 exons. Gene Ontology annotation, biological process: proteolysis. The record is from RefSeq and is a predicted model, not a curated record. Lineage: Eukaryota; Viridiplantae; Streptophyta; Magnoliopsida; Malpighiales; Euphorbiaceae. The coding region runs from base 82 to 1839 and encodes 585 amino acids. Gene Ontology annotation, cellular component: cytoplasm.
UCAAAUGCACAAAUCAUCACUCUCAACGAUUCUUAUCUUUGAUGGUUCAUUAUAAAUAGAUAGACACUCCCACACCUAAAAAUGGCCGCCAUAGUAGUCUCUUUCGCCUCUUCCUUUCUUCUUUCUUCUUCUUCUCCUUCUUCUUCUUCUUCUUCUUCCUUGUUUUUCACAAAGUUCAGUUCAGCCCCAGUUCUUAGAUUCUCUUUUGCAGUUGCCCCCCUUUGUUAUCCUAGAGGAGGAGGAGGAGCAAGGAAGCUCAUGGCUCGCUCUUUAUCACGUGCCACUCUCGGCCUUACUCAGCCUGCCAACAUCGAUGUUCCCAAGAUCUCUUUUGCUGCAAAAGAUGUUGAUGUGGUAGAAUGGAAAGGAGAUAUACUUACAGUUGGCGUCACUGAGAAAGAUAUGGCUAAGGAUGAAAGCACAAAGUUUCAGAAUUCAUUUCUCAAGAAGCUAGAUUCUCACUUGGGUGGUCUCUUAAGUGAAGCCUCUUCCGAGGAGGAUUUCACUGGAAAAGCUAGUCAAUCCAUUGUUCUUAGACUUCCAGGUCUUGGUUCUAAAAGGGUUGGCUUAAUUGGGCUUGGACAGUCUGCGUCAACCACCUUAGCUUUUCGCAUUCUGGGUGAGGCAAUUGCUGCUAUAGCAAAGUCCGCUCAAGCCAGUAAUGUUGCUAUAGCACUUGCCUCAUCAGAAAGUAUCCCAAACGAAUCAAAGCUUAAUACUGCCUCAGCAAUAGCAACUGGAACUGUGCUUGGGAUAUAUGAAGAUAACAGGUAUAAGUCAGAGUCAAAGAAGCCUGUGCUUAAAUCUCUGGAUAUUCUGGGUCUUGGAAUCGGACCUGAAAUAGAGAAGAAGCUCAAAUAUGCUGGAGAUGUUUCUUCUGCUGUAAUUUUUGGAAGAGAGCUUGUGAAUUCACCAGCGAAUGUACUUACCCCUGCGGUAUUGGCGGAAGAAGCUUCGAAGAUUGCUUCCGCACAUAGCGAUGUUAUUUCUGCUACCAUCUUGAAUGCAGAGCAAUGCAAAGAAUUAAAAAUGGGGUCUUAUCUGGGUGUUGCUGCAGCUUCUGCAAAUCCACCUCAUUUCAUCCAUUUGUGUUAUAAGCCUCCAAGUGGGCCUGUUAAAGCCAAGUUGGCCUUAGUCGGAAAAGGAUUGACUUUUGACAGUGGUGGCUACAACAUCAAGACAGGACCUGGAUGUUCAAUUGAGCUCAUGAAAUUUGAUAUGGGAGGUUCUGCAGCAGUUUUAGGAGCAGCAAAAGCCAUUGGUGAGAUCAAACCUCCUGGAGUGGAGGCUCAUUUCAUUGUUGCAGCUUGUGAGAAUAUGAUUAGUGGAACAGGUAUGAGGCCAGGAGACAUCGUCACAGCCUCAAAUGGAAAGACCAUUGAGGUCAAUAAUACUGAUGCUGAAGGCAGGCUUACACUUGCCGAUGCCUUAGUUUAUGCUUGUAACCAGGGCGUAGAGAAGAUAGUUGACCUGGCAACAUUAACUGGUGCCUGCGUAGUUGCUCUUGGGCCUUCAAUUGCAGGUGUCUUCACACCUAGUGAUGACUUGGCCAAGGAGGUUUUUACAGCAGCAGAGGUCAGUGGAGAGAAACUUUGGAGGAUGCCAUUGGAGGAAAGUUACUGGGAGUCCAUGAAGUCAGGAGUGGCUGAUAUGGUCAACACUGGUGGUCGUCAAGGUGGUGCUAUUACUGCUGCUCUAUUUUUGAAACAGUUUGUUGAUGAGAAGGUUCAAUGGAUGCACAUAGACUUGGCUGGCCCUGUGUGGAACGAGAAGAAGCGAGCUGCAACAGGAUUUGGCAUUGCAACUCUUGUGGAGUGGGUGUUGCAUAAUUCUUCUUAGGCACAGUGUCAGAAUCCUUCAACAGGUGAUGCGAACAAAGUGGAAGGGCCAAAGAGUAGAUGCUGCGAGAUAAAGGAGAUCUAUGAAUAAACAGUAUUUGGGAAUGAAAUGGUGUUGGUUUGUUCAUGUGUAAGAAAAUUAGUUACUAGUUGAACCUGAAAAUUUUCUGAAUCUGUCUGCCUUGCUUGUUUUCCAUAAUGAAAGGUCUCUUUUGGUUUAAA